This is a messenger RNA of Guillardia theta CCMP2712, 1179 nucleotides long. RefSeq lists its product as hypothetical. Gene Ontology annotation, cellular component: nucleus; perinuclear region of cytoplasm; cytosol. Bases 156 to 1175 code for a protein of 339 amino acids. The transcript has 8 exons. Gene Ontology annotation, molecular function: GTPase activator activity; small GTPase binding. The record is from RefSeq and is a predicted model, not a curated record. Gene Ontology annotation, biological process: activation of GTPase activity; nucleocytoplasmic transport. Lineage: Eukaryota; Cryptophyceae; Pyrenomonadales; Geminigeraceae.
GAGCGUUGAAAACAACUCCAGAAAUGGAGGCGAGGGAAACGAAACCAGGAGAGGGAAGAAGCUGAGAGGGCGAGAAAGAAGAAGAGACGAGAUAGUGUGAGGUUGAUCAAACAAGAAGCCAACCUUGACGCACAGAGUUGCCAACUGAGAAGAGCAUGCCCAAGAAAGCUGCAGCAAAGACUUCGGGGAAGGGAGGGAAAGGGAAAGGCAAGGACGGGGACGUACAGGAUGUCUCUUUUCAGAUGCGCAAAGUCCGUGUGGAAGUAGCUAAGUUCUGUUCCGAGCUGAGAAUCCCACCAGAGCUGGACAUCGAGAAGCUCUUCAACACGAAGAUUUAUGAUGCUCUGGUGGAGAACAGCGGGAAAAUGAUUUUCCAGGGAGACCGGCCGGGGAGGGCAGGAGUGCAGGCUCUGAGCUGCAUAUUGAGGGAGACAUGCCCCGUUUACAUCUCGAUCCGAUCCUUGUUCUUUUGGAGGACGGAAGUUGGAGAUGAAGGGGUAGCCUCUAUAUGUGAGAACUGCCUGGACAAGGGGAAGAACGAGUCGCACAAUUGGCCAGGGUUCGUGCACCUGGAGUUGUUCGACGUGAAGAUGUCUGCGUUGGGAUGCCAAUCGCUGUCGCGCUCAUUACGGGAGAACAUUCCUCUGCGUAACUUAGUCAUCGACCACAACGCGAUCGGCGAUGAAGGAGCGACGCAUCUCGCUGAAGGUCUCAGGGGGAACUCCGAGCUCUCCUUCUUGUCCAUGGCAUACUGCCACAUCGGGCCUGCGGGGGGCGUUGUGGUGGGGGAGGAAAUCGUCCGUUGCACCAAGAUCAAGCAGCUCAAGCUGAGGGGAAACAGAAUCAUGGCGAGAGGGCUAACAGCUAUCUCCCUGAACCUCGGAAAGAGUGAGAGCUUGGUGCAGUUAGACCUCUCGGACAACAGCAUCCUGUCUGAUAUCCAUGCUGUGAACGCCUUCUGCGAGGCCCUGAGAACCAACGUCUCUCUCGAGACCGUCGACUUUGAGCACAACGUGGUUGGUGCUGAGGCUACUGCUCUCAUAGCAGAGACGCUUCAAAUGUGCCCCAACAUCAAAAGCUUUAAGGCUUGCGGGCAGGGGGUGAUGAACGAGUUGUUCAAGACGACCUUGAAAGAUAGCAAGGGCGGGAAGAAGGGCAAGAAGAAGAAGAAGUGAUUCA